Molecule: messenger RNA, 1611 nt
Organism: Chelonus insularis
Lineage: Eukaryota; Metazoa; Arthropoda; Insecta; Hymenoptera; Braconidae
Exons: 2
Coding region: 1-1227 (408 amino acids)
Source: RefSeq, a predicted model, not a curated record
AUGGAAAUUCCUAACACAUCGUCACAACAGUCUAUUAAUUUUAUCUCAAACAAUGAACAAUAUUUAUUUUUAUUAGAAUUUUUCAUUCAUUAUCUAUCUGGGGAUAGAUUGAAAAAAAUUAAUCAAACAUGUUUGGUACCAACAAGUGUCUCAUUGCAAUUUUUAAAUCUAGAAGAAAAUGAUGCCAUCAAAAUAACACCAGUGGAUUUAAUGUUUACUCCUCGUGUGAAAGAUUCUACAAGUGAUGUCGAAAAUUUUUAUGCUGGCCAAUCUGUGUUAUUUGCAAUGCCUUACCAAUUAGUGAUAGAUAAAAAUCUUGAAUUUAAUAUUAAAUUGAAAGCAUUUAAAGAAAUGGCAAAAACAGAUUCAGAGAUAUUGAUUGGAAAUGGUGAAUUAAAUUUUACAACACAAUUUAGUAAUUUGAGAAAUGAAAUAAGUCGUUGCUGGCAGAAAGGUUCAUCUGUAUCUAAGGAUUAUGAAGGACCUAUAAACUUUUAUUAUCAAGAAGAGCUAGCAGCAACUAGUUUUAUUUUUGUAAGAGUUUCCGCAUUUGGACAGUCAAUUAUCACAGAAAUGGAAACUUUUGAUAUCGAUGAUGAUAAGAAAUCUUUUAUCUUUAAAGAUGACGAAAGUCUUGAUAAACCAUUUAUUUACAAAUUAAGGAUAAUUAGUGAAAGUCUACUAAGUGUUAAUAAUAAGUUGAACAAAUUUAAUAUAAAGAAUAAAAUGAAAUCUGGCGCCAUGUAUUAUUGUUCUCCCUGCAGAUACCCUGGCGCCAAUAUAAUUGAUCUAAUGAAUGAUACUUGUCAAGUAUUUAAAGAUGAUCUAGUGUUGAAAAAUAUUAGCAAACAUAAUCAACCAAUUCAAUCUAGUCGAGGAAAAUUUAAUCAACUUUGUGGCAAACCUGUGGUACUUAAAGUUUCCGGAGACUUAGACGAAGCAGGAAAUAUAAAUAAACCAAAAGAUGUUAUUUCAUCUGUUGAUACAGAGCAUGAUAUUUUUGUUCUUCGAGUUGGUAAAAAAGGUAUAGUGGGUGAUGGAGAAAAAUGUGAUUUUCAAAUUGAAAUGAAAACUCCUAAAGGACCUGAUCGUAGACCUCCAAUUAAAUAUGAAACGAGAGAAAUGCAAACAGAAGUUGAUGAGCCAGAUGAGAAAUUAAAAGCUAAAGGUGGUAAAAAGAAACAAAAAGGCAAAGCAAAGAAGAAGAAGAAGAAAAAGAAAAAAUAAUAUUGAUUAAUGACUGUCAAAAGAUGUCAAAUAACCAGCAUCUAUUUCUAAUAGAAUUUGUGGUUGACCAAAUUAAUGUUCCAUCUGUACGCGCUAUAAAUGAAAAUAUUUUACCUUCUGCAACCUACGUAUCUUUUCAAGUAUCUAAUCUUCACUAUUCAUGUAUUAUAAUUAAGAUAUAACCAGUACAAAAAUACAUACGUUUAUGAAUAAGAUUAAAUAACCAAAUUAUCAAUUUAUCAUUGUAGAUUUUGAAUCUGCCACUGAUUAAUAUUUAUCAAGAUGAUAAUUCAAGUAAAUGUAUCUGUUCUAAAAAUGAAACACAAAUUUUCCGUAAAGGCAAAUCAUGUUUAUUUGCACUGCCAGCAAGUGCACUAGAACAAC